UUUACCUAUAGAAUCAGAACAUAAUACCUGAAAAUUUGCCAGCACCAAUGGGCAAAUAUAAACUAAAAUAUCAGCAAUAUAAAACUGAAAUAAAAGAGGGCUCUAAGCAGUAUAGUCAGAGAAAUACAGAAAAUACAAAAUCAAAUAUUACACAUCUACAGUCUAAGAAACAAGAUAGAUGAAAAGUGUGUGCAACAUGAAGAAGCCAACACAGCUGACAUUACAACUCUGGAUAGGAAAGCCCUCUUACAGCAAGGUUAUGCAGACAAUUCUUGUGAUACACAACAGAGGGCAAGAAAAUUGUACGCAGAAAUUGUGGCUGCAGAGAAGAAGAAACAGACUGUUGCAGAACAAGUGAUGAUAGACCACUUAUCUAGAGCUGUAAUCAGUGAUCCAGAACAAAAUUCAGCAAUUGAGCAAAAGGAAAGUGAUAACAUCCUUCCAGACUCAAAGAUAACACCUCUUCGAUUCAGAAAAAGAACACUACAUGAAACAAAGAUAAGAACUAAUUCUACAUUAACUGAAAAUGUGCUUUCUCAUAAAUUACAAUUUGAUGGUAGGAUCAUAUCACGAAAUGGACGUAAUGCUUGCAGAGAGCUAAUUGGGUUCUUUUUCACUCAUGACCAGUCCCUUACAAUUUAUGAAUAUCGACAAUUUGGGAAAAAUAGAACAAUUGUGCUUCCUUUUAUUAAAAAACAAAUUUAUAGUCAUCAGUGUGGACGAAGAAAAGGAAAGCAAUACCAACUUGGUGAUUUUUACGUUGGUGCAACAUUGACAUUUUUGAGUUCUGAUCAUCUCAGCCUUCCAGAAAGCAUCAAAGAAAGCACAUUGCUUAAACUACGAAUCACAAAUAUUGAUCAAAUAGCUAUGGAUUCUCUCAAAACCACUUCUGUGGAACAGAAGGAUGAUAUAAUCAGUCAAGAAACCAAUGAUAGGCUGGUCUUCAAGGCAAUUCAAGAUUUGCUAAAAGAAAAACUACAUAAAAGAGGUGUUCGUAUUUUGACUGGAUUGGGAAAAUACUUUCAACAGUUGGAUAAGGAAGGAAAUGGACUUCUAGAUAAGGCAGAUUUUAAGCAAGCUCUUAAAGUGUUUCACUUAGAAGUGUCUGAAAAGGAUUUUGAGUCUGCAUGGCUAAUUAUGAAUGACAAUGGCAAUGGCAAGGUCGAUUAUGGAGAAUUCAAACGUAAUAUUAUUGGUGAAAUGAAUGAAUAUAGGAAAUCAUUUGUCCGAAAGGCCUUUAUGAAACUGGAUUUCAACAAAACUGGCAGUGUGCCUAUUAUAAAUAUAAGAAAAUGUUAUUGUGCAAAGAAGCAUUCUCAAGUAAUUUCAGGCCAUUCCACAGAGGAAGAAAUCAAAUCAUGGUUUCUAGAAACAUUAAAAGUUGCCUGCAGCAAGUCUGAUGAAGUGUCAUAUGGUGAAUUUGAAGAUUACUAUGAAGGUUUAAGUAUAGGAAUAGUAGAUGAUGAAGAUUUUGUUAACAUCUUACGUACUCCAUGGGGGAUUUAGUCUUUAACAAUACAUAUGUCAUCAGCACUAAGCAUUUUAUUGGAGAGAUGAUUUCAGUGUGAAGGAUGAUCAAACACUGGAAUAUAUUUUCCUAGGACUUCCUUUAUUCUGUUUUUUUUUUUUCCUCAAAAACGUUGAAUCUGGAAAGAGAAAUAUCCAGAAAGAUAGAUAUAGGGUUAUAUGCAUGUUUGUGCAUGUGUAUGCAUGCUCACAUGUCCGUAUGUUUGAAAAGAUGUCUUUUUGGUUUAUUACUUAUCUUGCAUAUAUUUUAAAGGUCAUUUUUUAUUAAUCUCAAUAGAAAAGUUACAUCUGCAUCAAACAAUAUGACAGCAGAUAUUUGUUAACCAAGUUUCCUGUCCUUUCACAUUUUUUUUUGCUACUUCUUCCUUGGAAUACAUUUGCCACCAUUGUCAAUUUGAUAAAUUAGAAUUGGGCCCCAAACCAGUGAGAAUGAAAUAUUUCAAUAUGUUUAAAACACAUAAAAUAUUAAAAUAAUUAAAGGAUAUGCAAGAGAAAUUUUUCAAGCAGUGUGAUUACAGAUAUUUUCUGUAUAUAGAAUUUUAAGAAUGGAGGCUUACCUCAAUAAUGCUCAUUUAAAUACUGACUUGUCUUGUAAAUGUUUGUCUUCUGAAUCAUGUACUGUUGUUGGUUAAAUAAAGCACAAUGUAGUUAUUCUAAUGACCAGUUACAUUUGUUCUUGUAUUCUAUUUUUAACUACAAUCCUUUUUACCAGUAAACAAUUGCUAUUUGGCUAGAAACAAUACAAUAUGAAAGGGGAUUUUUUUUUAUUAAGAUAAAUACAUUAUCUUAUUAAACAAAGAUCCUAAAAGUAUAUUGUGUCAUACAUGAAUCUAAGGAACAGUUCAGUAUUUCUUGCCUAAAACAUGAAAGUGUAUUUUUAUCCUAAAAUGAAUAUAUGAUAUUCUAAACAUCUCUUUUUGUAUAACAAAUGAAACAUUUCCUUCUAAAUAUAUGUUAUUUAAUAGUUACAUGCAUUAUAAUCAUGCUUUCUAAAUUCUUUGCUAGUCAUUUCUUCCUGGGAAUACAGAAAAGAGACAACUUUAUGAGCUGUUUCCAAGUUCAUAAUUUUAAAUUUUCUAUGUUAAUAUAACAUAAAUGAGAAGAAAUGUGAUUCAAAAAUGAAAAUAUUUACUUUGUAGAAUAUGAUUUUAGACAUAUCACUAUAUCCAUCUAUACUUGGCAGCAACAUGAGAAUUGUGAUACAUGUGAACCCAACAAAUUCAAAGUUGCACUUUUCAAGAUUUGAGAAGGUACUAAAACUUAGUAUUAAAAUAUGAGAGGGAAAAUAUGUGUAAACCUCUUAGUGCUAUUUUAACUGACAAAAUUUUUAAUGUCUAGACUUAAAAAGAUUAGGCUAUUAAAACUACGCUAGAAGACAUUUUGACAGAAAUAAGUAUAUAACACUAUUUUUGUCACUUUUUUGAAAAAUUCAUUCAACUAUAGAUAUCUUAAACCCUAAAAAUUGUUCUUCUUAAAAAUGACUGAUAGUGGGGGUGCUCAAUAUGCACGUAGUGUUUUUCAUAAAUAAUUUUUAUUUAGCUCUUAAAAAAACAUAUUCUUGAUAUUGGCAUGUCAUAUUUUUUUGUUACUAUGAUCAGAAAAUGUGUAGUCUGUCAUACUGUGAAAAAAAAGGAAGCUGCUUUGGGGAUUUAACAUGUUAGUGUGACAGUAUAUUCUUAAUUUUAAUUUUCCUGAUGUAAAUAUUCACGUGGUUAUUUGUAGGAAAUAGCUCUACUUAUAUUUUUUGGUGUAUUUUGUUAGAAUUGGUGACACAGUAAGUCUACUUUUGGAUUUGCCUAACUGCCUGCAUUCAUCUUUGAUUUCGGUAUUCUAAAAUCUGUUACUUAGUAUUAAACUUAAUAAAAGAGCAUUUAAGAGAAGUGACAUUUCAAACAUCCAAGACAUAAUAAUUGACUUUUGAAAUCCAAUGCUUAAUAGUCAUUGUGAUUUUAAAAGACCUUUUGAAAACUUCAAAAUAUUAAAUUAUACAUUGUAAUGCUGUUACAUGAAUUUUAUAGUUAUGUGUAUUUUGUAGAUCUCUAUAUCUUUGAAAGUUACUUGCUUGUAUGCUAUAUAAUUGCUCUCUCAGUUAACCAUAUUGUUUAUGGAAUUGUAUAUAUUGAGUUUCUGUUUUUAUGUUUUGAAAAUAAAAGUUUAGAUAAUGUUAAGGAAAAACUCACAUUUUAUUAAAAACAAGGAAUAUUAUAUAGGACUUUUAAGCUAACUUUUAAUGGAAAGGAUAUACAUAUUUAAAUGAUGGAGCUAUUGUAGUAUAUAGUUAAAAAUGUAUGUUCCUGUUUUAAAUUUUAUAGUGUAUAAAUAUAUGUGCUAAUGAACCAGUGACUCUGCAUAGAGACAGUCACUUAGAAUAAUUCAUAAUUUUGAUAAAGCUAUAGAUCUUAUUUUACAUAUUACUUUGACUUCCAGUUUAAUUAUUAUCAAUUAUUUCAGGAGAGGAUUGUAUACAUUAGGCCAUGUUUACUGCGGAUUAUUUAAUAUGCUUUUAUGAGAUUAUAGUUUGUAGUGCUUGCAGAUAUAAAACAUAUAGCCUGAUAAGCUACAGUCACUGCUAGGUUGACCAGCAAGGACAAACAUCAUAAAAGAAACAACAUGAAAGUAAGUGUUAAAAAAAAAAAGAAAAGAAAUAGAAGGUAGUGAGCAUAUAUAAAACAUGCCAAGCAAGAGAAGAGGAAAGAGAAUCUGCAGGGUAGACAGAGAUAUAUUAGUUUCUGAUCAAGAGAAGACGCUCUUGUCGUAUCAUCCUUCCAUUUUUAUUUUAAAGUUCUAUAAACUUCUGAGGAAAACUGACUUAUUGGAUGCACUUAAUAUAAAAAGAAUAAAUGCUUCAUAUUG
Molecule: messenger RNA, 4380 nt
Organism: Saimiri boliviensis boliviensis (Bolivian squirrel monkey)
Lineage: Eukaryota; Metazoa; Chordata; Mammalia; Primates; Cebidae
Source: RefSeq, a predicted model, not a curated record